UUUAUUUUGACGUGGAAGUUGUUUGGUUGGUCGGCGAUUGUUAGAAAACAUCAGUGAACAACCGAGCAAACACGAUUUUUGUAAUUUUAAUUGCAUUUUUAUUAACUACAGACUCACACCGUAUAUUUCAUUAAAGAAAGUUCUGUUUCAAAACAAGAAACCAUAUAAUUUUGUUUUAGGAUACAAAACAUUACACGGUCAAUUUAAUUCUUUCCAAUCACAAUGACCGCUAAUAAAUAUUCCAUUCUAUUGCCAACGUACAACGAGAGAGACAAUUUACCCAUUAUAGUCUGGUUAAUCGUGAAGUAUAUGACAGAAGCAAAUAUCGAUUACGAGAUAAUUGUAAUUGAUGACGGGAGUCCUGAUGGCACCCUGGAUGUCGCCAAACAGCUGCAGCGAAUAUAUGAAGAUCGAAUUCUCCUAAGACCUAGGGCCUCAAAACUGGGACUUGGAACAGCCUACAUACAUGGCAUAGAGCAUGCCAACGGAAACUUCAUUAUAAUCAUGGAUGCUGAUUUAAGUCAUCAUCCUAAAUUCAUUCCCAAGUUCAUCGAACUUCAGCAAACGAAAAAUCUCGACAUUGUAACCGGUACACGAUACAACGGUGACGGAGGUGUUUACGGAUGGGAUUUCAAACGGAAACUGAUUUCACGAGGAGCUAACUUCUUAUCUCAGCUAUUGCUAAGACCGAAUGUGUCAGAUCUAACUGGUUCUUUCAGAUUGUAUAAAAAGGAUGUACUGCGGAAACUCAUUUCGCGUUGCACCUCGAAGGGUUACGUCUUCCAGAUGGAAAUGAUUGUCCGAGCUCGUCAGCUGAAUUAUACCGUAGGUGAAGUGCCAAUUUCUUUUGUAGAUCGUGUUUAUGGCCAGUCCAAACUAGGUGGGUCGGAGAUAAUUCAAUUUGCUAAGAAUUUGUUGUAUCUGUUUGCUACCACGUGAUGUAAUUCUAAAUUAUGAAAUAUUAUAGAAAAUGAAAUCGGAAAACUGAUUAUUAAUUUGAUUACCACUGUUUAAAAUACACUGAAGUCUAUUUUAUU
Molecule: messenger RNA, 1037 nt
Organism: Malaya genurostris
Lineage: Eukaryota; Metazoa; Arthropoda; Insecta; Diptera; Culicidae
Gene: Dpm1
Product: dolichol-phosphate mannosyltransferase subunit 1
Exons: 4
Coding region: 223-939 (238 amino acids)
Biological process (GO): protein O-linked glycosylation via mannose; GPI anchor biosynthetic process
Cellular component (GO): endoplasmic reticulum membrane
Molecular function (GO): dolichyl-phosphate beta-D-mannosyltransferase activity
Source: RefSeq, a predicted model, not a curated record